Mus musculus (house mouse) is the source of this 4136-nucleotide messenger RNA. RefSeq names its product RAD1 checkpoint DNA exonuclease (gene Rad1). Lineage: Eukaryota; Metazoa; Chordata; Mammalia; Rodentia; Muridae. Gene Ontology annotation, cellular component: nucleoplasm; chromosome; nucleus. The transcript is spliced from 6 exons. Gene Ontology annotation, biological process: DNA damage checkpoint signaling; meiotic recombination checkpoint signaling; cellular response to ionizing radiation. The coding region runs from base 314 to 1132 and encodes 272 amino acids. The record is from RefSeq and is marked validated.
GGUCUCGAGGUAGACUCUCUAGGCACACGGCGGCUCGGUGGUGACGGUGGCCUAGGUGGUUGCGUAUCUGAACGGUGGCGGGAGCUGUUUGCCUGGCUUGCUAGCUUUUUGGACGCUCAGGGUGUUCUUGGGGCUGGGGUGGCAGGGGCUUUGAGGGGUCGGACGUCACCCACAGCCUGGCGCCAGGGGCUCCCUUAGUGGCCGCUGUGCGGCGAGCGGGCCGAAGUCGCGUUCUCCUGCAAGCCAGGUUUUCACACAUCUUCCGGAAGAGGAGCAUCCUUCUUCUCGGAGCCGACGGUACCGUGGACCAUCCAUGCCUCUCCUAACCCAGUACAAUGAAGAGGAGUACGAACAGUACUGCUUAGUGGCCAGCCUUGACAACGUUAGGAAUCUCUCCACUGUCUUGAAAGCCAUUCAUUUCAGAGAACACGCCACGUGUUUUGCUACCAAAAACGGAAUCAAGGUUACAGUGGAGAAUGCAAAGUGUGUGCAAGCAAAUGCCUUUAUUCAGGCUGACGUGUUUCAGGAAUUUGUCAUUCAGGAAGAAUCUGUUACUUUUCGAAUUAACUUAACUAUCCUUUUAGACUGUUUAUCUAUUUUUGGAUCAAGUCCUACACCAGGGACUUUGACUGCGCUUCGGAUGUGUUACCAAGGUUAUGGUCACCCACUGAUGCUAUUUCUAGAAGAAGGAGGAGUGGUGACGGUCUGCAAAAUUACCACUCAGGAGCCUGAGGAGACACUGGAUUUUGAUUUCUGCAGCACCAAUGUUAUGAAUAAAAUUAUCCUGCAGUCAGAGGGGCUCCGGGAAGCCUUUUCUGAGCUGGACAUGACAGGUGAUGUCCUACAGAUCACUGUGUCUCCUGACAAGCCCUAUUUCAGGUUGUCUACUUUUGGAAAUGCAGGAAACUCCCAUCUUGACUAUCCCAAAGAUUCCGACUUGGUGGAAGCCUUUCACUGUGAUAAGACCCAGGUCAACAGAAUUUCGGAUGUAAAGUAUUCCUGUAAAACAUGGUUGCAGCUACCUGAAGGGGUAGGCUAUGAUCCUCUCAGCGGUUUGGAGUGGACUCUUUCAGAACGCGAUGGAGAGCAGGAGGUGGCUCAGUGGGUAAACGUGGUCCCUGUGCAAGCUUGACGAGCUGCCUUCCGUCCUAGGACUCGGAGAGAAAGCUGGAUGCAGUGCUGUGGAGCUGUUAGCCCAGCACCCCGGGGCCAGAUGGGAGGUGACCAGAAUCAGCACAAAGUUUGUGGUCCUGCUAGUCUGGAGUACACAGCACAACAAACGAAAGAACUGCCUCAAAAAGGGGCAGAGGGAUAGCCCAAACCCUUGAAAAGUCUGCAGGCCUUCACACAUGUACCGGCAUUCAGUUUACUGCAGGUUUUUAAAUGCACAGACCCCGCCCCUUCCUACCUUCACAUUUCCUGUUCCUCGUCACCUGAAAUAUAAAUCAGGGGACUGAGCACAUGUUGAGCAACUGCUGAGCCACUGAGCCUGAUCCUCACCUUCCAGUGUUGCUUUUAAUCAUGUCAGGGUAUAUGCACUUCAAUAUGCUCAUUGAUACCACAACAGACCUCCGUCUCAGGGAAUAGAUGCCGCAGACCCUCUGGGCCCCUUUGUCUGCGUGGAACGGGUCUCUAGUCUCAGGUGGGCAAAGCGUCGAAUAAAUUGACAGACAGAUGCACACAGGAGAGGUUGUGUAGUAUCUGAAUGUAAUGUCAACUCGAGUAUCAGACUUUUUAUACAGAAGACAAUAAGGAAGUUGGGUGACAUACAAAGAAGUUUGGGUACAAAGAGGUUUCUGGAUUCUUACAUAAAACAGAGGAAUGCAAACACAGAAGGUCUAACAGGAACCACCUGGGAUAGAAUUCAUUGUUAACAACUGGGAUCAACAAGGGCUCCACCUAAGAUUCACUAAUCUUAGAAGUCAGGCUCAAGGGCUUCAUGCCCUUGCCAUAGUUCCUAUUUUAGUCUAUUGUAUAGUCCACCUUCCCCUUAGGUCUUUAGUGAUGGUAAAUUCCUGUGUAAGGGAGUGACUAGCUUUUAUUCAAAGUGGUAGUGUAGUAUCAGAGACUAUUCUGAAUGUCAGUGAAUAGCAACAUUUUUACUGAAUUUCAAGCCCAUGAUCUUUCUCAAGGAUGUUCUAGGACUGUUGGAACACUGGCGGAAGGCUUUAACUAUGUCAGAAUUCAAUCUUAAAAGGCACUUAUAGGAUAAUACUAAAAGAGAGCACGUGGAUCCAUACACUAGACUAAUGCAGGAAUGGAAAAUUAAUGUAUGGGUUAGAGAGAACACCAGACUCCAGGAGCGAGUUUCUAUGAAACUCUUUUGCCUCAUGAGUAGCUUUUAAGCCUCAGCCUGUCAAGCUGACUCAACCGGAGAGCGUGGCAAAUAGACAGUGCUGCAGUUAGGAACGCUAGGAGUACUUGAAUGUGCAAAUCUGUUAUGGAUAGGAGUUUUGAUUACCUUUGCAAUAUGUUUUUCUUGUGAAAUUAAAUAGCUUAUGGAUUCGUAUACGAUAGCUAUAGAUACCCUUGGUAAAGCUAAAGAAAUUCAGGAUUGUAAACUGACUAAAUUAACUCAGAGAAGUGCCUUACCCUUUCAUGAAAAAGAUGAGUCCUAUCUAUUAGGGUUGUGGCCUGUCCCUCUAGGGAUGAUAUAGAAGUUUGGUUCCUAAAUAGUCUUCCUUCCUACUGUUACUGUCUGAAAGGUUUUGCUUGCUGUUAUUAUCCGAGAGGUUUGGUUGCUGUUACUAACUAGGUUGGAACAGUAUUGUCUGGUCUCUGAACAGGUGGAACUUUGAUACGAAGGAGUGAAUUGAUGACUCACAUCUUAAGUACAACGAGCUGAUGGACAGGUUGCAGAAACUUUGCUAAAACUGCUUAAACGUCUCCAUAUGACAUGGUCUGAUUUGGGCUUGGAUUUCUUCUAACUCGAUAUGGAGAUCAUAAGAAAAUAACUUAACCUCAUACACCCCAAAAUGCCAGUGUCUACUAACUAAUUCAAAAGAGUAGUGUAGUUCAGGCCCAUUAGCAACUGUAUGCAUAUGUCUACAGCCAUACUACCCCAAACAUAUAGAGUUUAGUCUGGUCUUGGAAGGUAGGCAGAGUUGGCCCUGGUUAGCACUUGGAUGUAGAAAACAUCAAGAGUUUGAUUGUGGAAUCCACUUGCUGGCUCCCAACUGAUUGAAUUUAGAAAGCAGCUUGGUACUUACCUAGUUUUCCAAAGAUAGUGCAAUUUCAAAAUUAGGUUACGUUAUACUCAGCAUUUCUACUGUUUCUUUGAGUUCACAAAGCAAUAAGAUUUUAAGUUGGUGAAACUACUCUUACCUCUAAACACACAGUUACCACAGUGGUUUGUGUCUCUAUCUUUCCCAAAUCCAUAAACUGUCGCGCCCGCUCUCGACCAGCAAGAACGACGCGACCACCAGUCCUUCUAACAGCAGUUUAUUCAGUCCUGAUUCUUCUUGUUUAUAUCUCCCCCGAACCCUGGGCCUCUCACUCCUUUUAUACUCUCUCUCAUCCACGCACCGCAGGCCACGCCCCCUCGCCAGUCACGAGGCUUCAGCUAAUCAGUGCAGCAGGGGCAAAUCUCCACCAAAUUGGAUUCACCUGUAUCCUGGUACACCUGCGCAGCACUCAAGAUGUUUGUGUCUUAUAUGAGGAAGUCAGGUGCAAGUCAUAUGACUUAGCUGCAGUCCCUGGCGCCUUUGGGACUGCCGCCACACCCGCUCCCCACAAUAAACCACUAUAUGGAAGUGGAGACAACUCUUCCGAUGCUACUUGAGGCAAUCAGAACUUCUGGAUGAGAGCAGAAGUUCCAUCUCCAGGCGGGACUGAAGCUAACAAUGACAAGCCGAGUAACCAGCAAACAAUCAAUGAUAAAAAAGCAGAGUCAGGACUGCACCUGGGGACUUUGAUUCUGACUGCCAGACUAAGGCAUUCUGGGGAAAAGAUGGCAGCAGCCCAGAGAAAACCAACCAGUCUGUGGGCUAGCCUUGAUAUGAAAUGGUAUAUGUGUGCUCUGGCCACAGCCAAACACUGCUCAUCACUUCCUAUCACUUGGAAUUGUAUGAUUACUGGAUUUUACAGGCUGAACAAGUUAGUUCUUGAAUAAAGAACGGAAAUGUUCUGUGAGUACU